CGGAAAGCUAACCAAACGUGGCCCAACUUUCUCUCUUGCACUUUCCUGUCUUCCAUUUCCUCCCCCAAAAUCUGCAACUACCCGGUUCCAAAAUCUACAACAAUACGUAGCCAUGGCCUCUGUACUUCAAUCUAGACUUCCUCUCUAUCACUCCUCACCAUCCCCAUCGUCAUAUUGUAGUUCUACUUUCACUUGUUUCUUUCCAAUUAACCCAAGAGCUCAAAGUAUUCAUACUCAAAUGUUUCACAGCAAAAAGAACUAUCAUAGCAAGAAAGACCUUCUUUGCAAGUCGGCCCUCGAUAAAGUCUCGGUAAUUGACCCUCCUGGUAAUGAUGUCGAAGGAUCGAAAACUGAGAUCAUUGGGGCCUUGAAGCUCAAAUUGCUGAGUGCUGUUUCUGGGCUAAACAGAGGUCUUGCUGCUAGUGAAGAUGAUUUACAGAAGGCAGAUUCGGCUGCCAAGGAGCUUGAAGGUGUGGGAGGACCUGUAGAUCUCUCAGUUGAACUUGAUAAACUGCAAGGAAGGUGGAAACUGAUAUAUAGCAGUGCAUUCUCAUCUCGCACUCUAGGUGGAAGCCGUCCUGGCCCCCCAACUGGAAGACUUCUUCCCAUUAUUCUUGGCCAGGUGUGCUUGAAAAAGGCUUUGGCUUUUUGUGCUUUUAUUUGUUUAGCGCUCAAAUUUCAAAUGAUCCAAUAUAAUCAAAUUCAUUGGAUGCGCAGAAAGUGAAUACAAAAUAUAGCCUGCUGUUGCUUAUAUUUUUCUAUCAUCUUAUUACAUGCAGUUGCGGAGCCAUCUUACAUGCAAGGAGGACCAUGGCCAUACGAAGUUUCUAACAUUAUCUAUUAGUCCGUUAGAUUUUGUGUUAUUCAUUGAAAAUUGUUAGGCUGACGUCUUUUAUUUUUGUAAAUUUUUAAUAUGACCCAGGAUAAUUCUACAUUCUAUAUUUUCUCGCUUUUAGGUGGCCCCCUACUUCGAAAAUUCUAAAUCUACCACUGAUUCCAUGGUUUGUUUUGAUCAGGUGUUUCAACGGAUUGACAUCUUAAGCAAAGAUUUUGAUAAUAUAGCAGAGCUUCAAUUAGGCACUCCGUGGCCUCUUCCACCUGUUGAGGUGACAGCCACCUUAGCCCACAAAUUUGAAGUCCUAGGAUCUUCCAAAAUUAAGAUAGUAUUUGAGAAAACAACUGUAAAGACGACAGGAAAUUUAUCACAACUUCCACCAUUGGAUGUACCUCGGAUACCAGAUGCACUAAGGCCAGCAUCUAAUACAGGUUCAGGUGAAUUUGAAGUUACCUACCUCGACUCUGAUACCCGCGUAACAAGGGGAGACCGGGGAGAGCUUCGUGUUUUUGUGAUCUCUUAAGUUUUGAAGAUGGGCAGUUUUCGAACCAUUGUUUGAAAUUCGAACUUCUGUCUGUAAUAGCAACUUCCUCUCUUUCCCUCUCCUUUUUUUUUUUUUUUUUUUUUAUGUAUAUCAAAUUGUAUAGAGAGAUUCAACAUGGACAACUGCUUUAAAAGUAGAAAUAUUGUAUGACAGUGUAUUCAUAGGUCUAUCAACUGUAAUGAUUCAUGUGUAGGGCCUUUGAAAGUCUCAGUAAACUAGCUAUCCAGCUGAAGGAAUGUCAUGUUUCUUUCUCUCGCCCAUGUCUGUCCAUUCUUUUUUCUUCUUUUUUUUUUUUUUU
Ilex paraguariensis (yerba mate) is the source of this 1677-nucleotide messenger RNA. NCBI's taxonomy places the organism in Eukaryota, Viridiplantae, Streptophyta, Magnoliopsida, Aquifoliales, Aquifoliaceae. The record is from the annotation of a GenBank genome assembly.